AUGCCACGCUCCUUCCUGGUGAAGAGCAAGAAGGCUCACACCUACCACCAGCCCCGAGCCCGGGAGGAUGAGCUGCUCUGGCCGCCGGCCCUUGGCCCUGUGGCCGGGGACCAGGUCCCGGGCAUCAGCCCCGUCCUCAGCUCCCUGUUCCCAAACCAGCACCUGGGCUGGACGGACCUCAAACGGGAGCCGCAGCUGGAGCUGGAGCAGAGCUCAAUGACCCGGCUGGACUCGGGCCCAGAAGGACCUGCUGUGACGUCCCGACCCCAGGAUGGGGACUCGCCCUCCUCUGACUCACCCCCAUUCUACAAGCCCAGCUUCUCCUGGGAUGCCCUGGCUUCCUCCUACGGCCACAGCUACCGGCAGGCCCCCUCCACCAUGCAGUCUGCCUUCCUGGAGCGCUCCGUCAGCCUGUAUGGCAGCCCUCUGGUGCCCAGCGCCGAGCCACCUUUGGACUUCAGCCUCCACUAUUCCCCGGGCAUGGACGCAUACCACUGCGUCAAGUGCAGCAAGGUGUUCUCCACCCCCCAUGGGCUAGAAGUGCACGCCCGCCGCUCCCACAGUGGGACCCGGCCCUUCGCCUGCGACGUCUGUGGGAAAACCUUCGGCCACUCCGUGAGCCUGGAGCAGCACACGCACGUCCACUCCCAGGGGAUCCUGGCCGGGUCCAGUCCUGCGCCCAGCUUGGCAGCCCCGGGCCGCGAGGCCCCACCUGACCCCCCGGGGCCUCGUUUCCUCCGGCAGGAGCGCAGCUUCGAGUGCCGGAUGUGCGGCAAGGCCUUCAAGCGCUCGUCCACCCUGUCCACGCACCUGCUCAUCCACUCGGACACGCGGCCCUACCCCUGCCAGUUCUGCGGCAAGCGCUUCCACCAGAAGUCUGACAUGAAGAAACACACCUAUAUCCACACGGGUGAGAAGCCACACAAGUGCCAGGUGUGCGGGAAGGCCUUCAGCCAGAGCUCCAACCUCAUCACCCACAGCCGGAAGCACACGGGCUUCAAGCCUUUCAGCUGUGAGCUGUGCGCCAAGGGCUUCCAACGCAAAGUGGACCUGCGACGGCACCGUGAGAGCCAGCACAACCUCAAGUGA
This is a messenger RNA of Budorcas taxicolor (takin), 1089 nucleotides long. RefSeq names its product growth factor independent 1B transcriptional repressor (gene GFI1B). The record is from RefSeq and is a predicted model, not a curated record. Gene Ontology annotation, molecular function: DNA-binding transcription factor activity; RNA polymerase II cis-regulatory region sequence-specific DNA binding. The coding region runs from base 1 to 1089 and encodes 362 amino acids. The transcript has 6 exons. NCBI's taxonomy places the organism in Eukaryota, Metazoa, Chordata, Mammalia, Artiodactyla, Bovidae. Gene Ontology annotation, biological process: regulation of transcription by RNA polymerase II.